AUGUCACAAAUAAAUUCGGCUCUAAUUGUCGUUGAUCUCCAGGAAGAUUUUCUCCCGCCGACCGGAGCAUUGGCCGUGCCUCAGGGAAGGGAAGUGAUUGAUCCAAUCUUACAGUUAUUGGAUCUCGACAAGUACAAUUGGAAGACGAUCAUUGCUACUUUGGACUGGCACCCGUCAGACCACACUUCCUUUGCUAAAAAUCACGGUCAGGAGCCUUACACCACCAAGCAGUUUAAACACCCCCACAACGGGACCAUCAAGGAGCAGGUGCUUUGGCCCGUCCAUUGCGUUCAGAACAGCAAGGGCGCAGAGCUCGCACACGAGUUUAAACCGGUUCUGGAGGAUCUGCUACAAAAACAGCCUGUUCCUGUCUACACCGUGAAAAAGGGAUAUUUGCAGGACCGCGAAUACUACUCGUGUUUCCAGGACACCUGGGGGCUCCACCACACGGAGUGCGAGAAGAUCCUGCGCAAAAAUGGAAUAACACAUGUUUUUACUGUUGGACUGGCCUACGACUACUGCGUCCUCAACUCCUCUGUGGAUGCUGCCGACCUUGGCUUCCAAACGUUUGUUCUGAAAGACUGUUCGCGCGCUGUCGACCCAUCCGCCAACGACAAAACGGAAAGCGUGUAUCGAGAGCACGGCGUCAAGAUUAUCAAUCUUCAGGACGCUGCUCUUGCCCAGGUGACUAAAUGA
Molecule: messenger RNA, 696 nt
Organism: Ogataea haglerorum
Lineage: Eukaryota; Fungi; Ascomycota; Pichiomycetes; Pichiales; Pichiaceae
Exons: 1
Coding region: 1-696 (231 amino acids)
Source: RefSeq, a predicted model, not a curated record